Molecule: messenger RNA, 1769 nt
Organism: Heterocephalus glaber (naked mole-rat)
Lineage: Eukaryota; Metazoa; Chordata; Mammalia; Rodentia; Bathyergidae
Gene: Ctu2
Product: cytosolic thiouridylase subunit 2
Biological process (GO): tRNA wobble position uridine thiolation
Cellular component (GO): cytosol
Molecular function (GO): sulfurtransferase activity; tRNA binding
Source: RefSeq, a predicted model, not a curated record
CCGACGUCGUGCCGUCACCAAGACGCGCCCCGGCUCUGCCGUGGCAACUGCGGUGCUCCGCGUUCCGCCAUGUGCCAGGUGGGCGAGGACUACGUGGAACCGCCGCCCCGGGAGCCCCCGCCGGUGCCCAGGCCCGGCUGUGGGCAGAAGUGUGUGAAGUGCAAGCAGGGCGAUCCGGUGGUGGUUAUCCGAGCUGGAGAUGCCUUUUGCAGGGACUGUUUCAAGGCCUUCUAUGUCCACAAGUUCAGAGCCAUGCUAGGGAAGAACCGGCUCAUCUUUCCUGGUGAGAAGGUGCUCUUGGCGUGGUCUGGUGGUCCCUCAUCCAGCUCCAUGGUCUGGCAGGUCCUUGAGGUGCGUCCACACCACCCCCAGGGCCUGAGUCAGGACUCUGCUAAGAGGCUGCGCUUCGUGCCAGGAGUCGUCUAUGUGGAUGAGGGUGCAGCCUGCGGCCAGAGCCCAGAGGACAGAGCAAAGACCCUGGCUGAGGUGAAGCAGGUUUUGCACGUCGUCAACUUCCCGUGGCACCUGGUGGCCCUGGAAGAGGUGUUCAGCCUGCCACCGUCGGUGCUGCGGUGCUGUCCCCAGGAGCCAGCUGGGACGGAGGGUGCCUACAAGUCCGCCGUGGACAGCUUUCUCCAGCAGUACCACGUGCUGGGGGCCGAGGGGGCUGAGGACAGCUGCGGCCGGGCUCGGGGGGAGGAGGAGCGGCCCUGGCCCCAGAGCCAGGACCCCCACAGCCUCCCGAGCCCAGCUGGGCCCCCCUCUGCCGCCCAGACCGAGGCCCUGUGUAGACUGUUUGAGUCUGUGAGGACGCUGACGGCCAAGGAGGAGCUUCUGCAGACCCUGCGGAGCCACCUGAUCCUGCACGUGGCUCGAGCCCACGGCUACUCCAAGGUGAUGACCGGGGACAGCUGCACCCGCCUGGCCAUCAAGCUCAUGACCAACCUGGCCCUGGGCCGAGGAGCCUUCCUCGCCUGGGACACGGGCUUCUCGGACGAGCGACACGGGGAUGUGGUGGUGGUGCGGCCCAUGAGGGACCACACUCUGAAGGAGGUGGCCUUCUACAACCGUCUGUUUGCUGUUCCCUUAGUCUUCACACCGGCUGUGGACACUAAGGCCCCCGAGAAAGCCAGCGUCCACCGGCUGAUGGAGGCCUUCAUCCUCAGGCUGCAGGCCCAGUUCCCCUCCACGGUCAGCACUGUGUACAGGACAGGAGAGAAGCUGGUCAAGGCGCCCAGGGACGGCUGUGGUGGGGGGCCCUCAGGCCCUCGGUGCCUCCUCUGCCUGUGCACACUGGACAUCGACACUGCUGACAGUGCCACGGCUUUUGGGGCUCAGACCUCGAGUCUCUCCCAGAUGCCGCCGUCCACCCUUCAGGCUGAGGCUGGGACGCCCACAGCACCCUGCUGCGCUGUAGGCGAGGGCCCUGGCUGUUGCUGGAAGGCCCGUGGGAGGACGGACGAUGCCCAGGCGCAGGUCACCCAGCAGCUGUGCUACGGCUGCAGGGGGAACAUGAGCGACCUCCCCUCCCUGGACCGCUUGCCGCCCUACAUCCUGGCCGAGGCCCAGCUCCGCAGCCAGAGGGCCGGGGUCAUGCAGGAGAUCCAGGAGUAUCUGAUUGAGGACAGCAGUGACGAGGCAGAGGGCCCGCAGAGCUGAGCCCGGGACGUGGCCUGUGUGGGCAGCUCUCGCCCGGGGCUGGAAGGCAAGGAUACAGGGCUGGCUGGGGCUUGUCCGUUUGCAUAAAUAAAAAGGUUUUAAUUAGAAAA